AUGGCAGUUCCUAUCUUUACAACAGGAAGUGUAUACGUGGAUACAUAUUUUUCAACGGUAAGGGAUCUUGGCUGUGUUGUUCUAAGGGAGUACGUGACCAUGACAACUAACAUGGUCAGCUUGCUGUUGACACGAGAGCUAAUCUGGCUUCUUAUACGCAUCUCCGCAAUGAAAUUCUAUCCUUUAAGCCCUAAGAGUGAUCAACAAUCAAUUCUCCUUGUAUUAUCAAUGCUUCGUAAAACAUAGUGGUCACGAGAAUAACGAUCAUGAUAAACUCAAGAUGAAUAUGUUACUGCUGGCCCGGUAAUGAGCUUCGCUAGGUUCUGUGUUGCAGUCAACCCUCUCUACGACGGACGCCUUAUAGACCGUCCCUGUCUGACCGUCCUAGAGAGGUGUCCUCCUCAUGGAGAGUCGAGAAAACGCGACACCAGUUAUUUCAAAGCUGAACCUACUCGCUGUGAAUACACGUGUGUUUAACUUAUACAAAGCAACUAAAACUGGUAACAUUGUGAAGAGAAGUAGAAUUAUUUUCUUUCUGUGCAAUCAAACGUUCACGGCUACGUGGACCAAAAGCGUAAUAGUAUACACCCUGACAACUGGAGAAAUUUUUAACAUUAUGCAAUCUACUGUUUGAGCCAGUAGUUUUCACUUCCCAAUCGUCCCUUCACUGUUCAAAAGUGUCCGUUAUCCGUCUUAUUGAGAGUAUAUUUACAGUAAAAUGACUGAAAGACGGCCUGGGACUAGGUGUCCGUCUUAUAGAGGUGUCUGUCAAUGGAGAGUUGACUGUACACUUUUUUUUAGCAAGGGUGAAAUUUGGGAUGACCAAAUUACUAAGAAUAGGACUAGAGAGGGUAUAGUGAAAGGCCUUUGAAUAGAGGCCAUUAAAUAAACCUUUAAUAUCAACAUGAAAGUUCUGAUUUGAAGCUCUAUAAUUUUUCUAUUUAAGUAGUGGGAAAGAAGUUGUGCAAGUAUCAAUCAAAUUAAUCUUUAGCGGAUCAUGUUUUAAGAUCUUGAUACCACUUAGUUUUAUAAAGGAAUUGAUAUACGAGGGAAAACUUGAUCCUUCUUAGCCGUUUAAAGUAAACCAGGAUGUGAUAUAUACAGGCGAACAUAUGCACAGUUUCUAUGUCAUGCGUAAAUCUGAGUUAUUAAUCAAUUCUAGGAUAGCGGCCAUUUUAUACUACAUUUCAUGUUCCCAGCAGCAUCAUACCCCAUCAUAUUUUUUGCCAUCUUAGCCCCAACUACGAAUAUGAUUUUCGGAAAGCACCGUCGCUUUAUGUGAGCCGCGUUUUCGAGGUAAAACUAAGGCAUAUUUUUCAUCGUACUCAUACUAAUAGUUUUUCGAGUAAUUAAGUAAGAUAGUUUUAUUAAUGUGUUCAAAUACGCUUAGCUCAUUACAGUAUUGCAAGUAUGCGUUUGCUAUUUUGCAGCCAUUGCCACAAAUAAUAAAAUAGUGAAAAGAGGAAAUAAAACACUAAGAUACAAUAUAAAAUAUCUAUCUAUGAGAUAAAAUCUGUGAAUAUGUCAGUAAUAAAAGUGCAGUUCAAUAAAUGUACAUAAAUGUACAGUUCAGUUUUAAUUAUAAUAAAACUAUUUGCAGAUCAAUAUAACUAUGUGACGUCAAUUUCUUUCAAGGGUCUUUUAAAGCUACUUACUAGUUUAGUCUCGUGUUUUAACGCUUCCAUUAAUACAUUCCAUAUCUUCGGGGCCAGGUAUCGCCAAGAUCUCAAACCUUGCUUUGUGGAGUUGUCGUUGGGUUAGAAUAUCUUUACCACGAAGAUUAUAGGUUGUUGAUCUUCACAGUAGUAAGUGUGAGAGAUUUGGUGUAAACAGAUCGUUUGUUGCCUUCACAGGAGUUUGACAGCAACCCUGUAGUUCAUGUCACUGCUGUGCACGAAAAUCGCCGUAACAAACACGAUGCGACCAGUGUAUGGGUAGAGGACAUUUCGACAAAAAAGUUCAAGACUUGUUUCAGAGAGAUAAAAAACUUCAAUGGAAUUCAUAGGAACUUAUUCGUGGUAAGUAAUCAUAUCAUUGAAAGUGUGUCCAGUCUAUAAAUUUUGAUUUGUAAAUCAGCCGCUUCCAGCUAAAAAUGGUACGUGCUAUAAGUAUUUCAAAUGCAUACCACCACGAUUACCAGCGCAGCAAGAUAAGCGCUAAUGCAAGUCUACGUAUCUUUUAGGACAGCAGUGAAAGUUUGUUAACUUAACGCGUGCUUGAAUGCCAUUAGCGAGUACCCAAAAUGCGCAGAUUUGGUGGUCUUUUACUAGAAUCGAACCACAGGGGGUCUUUUCCGAGCAGAGGACUCGAAAGUAUGCUUCUUGAAAGACUAUUUAAUGUAUGCAAUUUAUAAGUUACGAGAUUUAUAGUUCCAUUUGUUACUAAAUUUUUUUGUAAUCUUUGAGUAGCGUAGUAAAAUACAGCGAACGUAGAGCGUAGACCAUUGGUCAAGCGAUCGCCUACAACAGUUUGAGAACAAUGCAAAUGCCUUUGUAUAUUUGCGCGGUACUAGCGAACUUCGGUGGUGAGAAGAGCGAACAAGAUGUUUUAUAAAUUUUAUAAAUUAUUUUAGUCUAAUACUUUCCCUUUCUGAUUUAAAUGAGGCCUGCGCAUGUGAGUUCGACAGUCAAACUCCCUUGUUCGACCACCUCUAUCUCGUCAGCAACUACCUUUCUCCCUUAUAAUCGACCAUCUUUCUCCUGGAAGCGGCUCCACCAAUCCAAAACACCAAAACUCCCCAAAGCCCUAUAGCUGAAAUCUCUCAAAAAACGCCCACCUUCGUAAAAUACCAGGAGAUAUUUUUUGGGCAAAGGCUUCAUAAGAUUGUCAUUAUUUUGUUUUUAACUUCUCUUGUGACCGAAAUAUAAAAAGCUUGAUGGUCUGAUCUCUUUGUUCGGCGCUUUAUGUACUAGUGUACUCCGAGACUAAGAAGAACUCUAAGUGAGAUCAUGGAACAACAUAAAACUUUACUUAGAUGAUUUUAUGCAACUAAUUCUCCUCGAAACAUUAGAUGUGUUUUUACCUCUUCUCAAAAUAAAUCCCUCUCGUACGAGACGAUUUGUAGUGAGAGAUCUCUAACCGUUCGCUUUUUGGGUCGUGGUAGCUUAUUGAAGGUUCUUCUACAUAGCUCUUACAUGAAACCCAGUUUCUUUUUUCGCGUCUGCAGAUUAAUGCAUUCUCAACUACGUACUUUGCUUUAAAAUUACGAUUCAUUAGAUAAUUUUAAAGCAAUGAAAGAAUGUGUUGAAUUUCCUGGCCAUUUGAAAAUUUCAUUUAAUUUUUUCUUUAAAGGACUGGAUUGCAAUGAAAACUCUUUCGUCUACUUGGACCAACGAGGCGCCAGAAAGCAAAGCUUUGUUCAUGCCAAACACGGGCUCACCUCCUGCAAAGUUUAACUACGGAUUCUGCCAGGUAUUUUAAAAAUCAUAAAAUGAUAACGAUGAUGAUGAUAAUGAUAGUGAUGAUGAGGACGAUAAUAAUGAUGACGGUGACGAUAAUGAUAAUAAUAACGAUGAUAAUGAUGAGGAUGAUGAGGAUGAUGAUGACAUUGAUGACGAUGAUGAUGAUAACCAUAAUGAUGAUUAUAAUGAUGAUGACGACGAAACUGAUAAUGAUGUUGUUUAGCAUGUAUUAGCUAUUUUGAAAAUGAAAUCUUUUUAGUUCGAAAUAGCGAAAGAAUAACAUACUUAAUAUGUUUAUAUCCAACUAACUUGCGCUUUCUUUUAUAGAACGUCUCCUUUGAUGAACCUUUCUAUAAACCUCCUUGUGUUAUCACCACAGCAUCACAUCAAUAUAAUCCGCUAGAUUUACUGUCCAUUCCACCAUCUGAGAAUAUCAUUACGGAAUGGACCGAGGUAAGUGGGUGCAACGUGCAGGAAAGAGCUUUGUUAAAUAGAGUCAAAAUUUUAAUGCUGUAAUUUCGCUUCAACCUCACACCUCAGACCAGGCCUCGGUUGUUAAAACGUCCACGGGAUAAAAUCACUAUCCAGCGGACAGCCUAAUUGAUUUUCCUAAAUAGCUAUUCGCUGGAUAGUGAUUAAUCCGGUGGAUAACGCUAUCCAACGUUUAAAAACAGGAGCCAGAUCUGUAGCCCCUAACGUCAAUGGUCGAAACGCUCGUGUUCCAAUCAUUUCACGACUUCUGAAGUUCUAGGCUAGCUAUGUCACACACUACCUGAUAGCCGCUCGUAACAACAUGAAAAACCAUUUGGCGUAGCAUGGACAGCAACAGCCCGUAACUAGAACAAGUCGUUCACAUACAUCAAACAUCGAGCCGGAGCGGGUGGCCGAAAGGGUUUGGUACACUAAAUGCCAUUCCUCACUCCUCAACAUUUACUUCCUUGUCAGUGGGUUCCAGCUCCUCGCUCCUACAAUUCACUUCUGCUUCGGUCCGAAUACCUGUUCAUAUUGCACUAAAAUGUGGCACAGAUCCUAUCUGAUACGGUAAACACCCACAUGUUAGAACACAUGCGAUUUCGGGGUUUAGGCUAAUCUAGUUCUUAUUUAUCGGGUGCUUAGUGAGAAAUCAGCCUGAAUAUGUUCUUAAUAUGUUCUUAAACUUUGUUUCAGAAAUACUACACACAACGUGUUACCAAGAGGUUUAGAUAGCACAUUUUAUUAUAAAUAAAUAAGUAAGUAAAUAAACAAAUCAGUAAAUCAAUAAAUAAAAUAGAAGUCUGUCAAAUAGUAAACCUUUUAAUAUUAACAAGUAGAAAUGUAACAUUAAUUUCAACACCCAGGCAACUGUUAUAGUCUUUUAAUUGUCUAGCAGCAACUAUAGCUACAUUAAUUGCUUUAUUUUUUCUUAUUUCAACAACCUCUCCCUUAUUAUAUAAGAACCGUCUUUUUUUUUUUACUCAUCAGGCUGAACUGGUUCUUAUAUAUGAGCUGCUUUUUGGGCAAAAUUUCAGCAGGAUGUUCUUAAUCCAUUUGUUCUUAUAUGGGGGUGUUUACUGUAUGUGACGUUCCAUUUUCGAGAGCAUCGGCGCCGCGCAGCUUCGGUCCGUCGAGAAAUCACACCGAAAUCACCGUUCUUAUGUGUGAACAGAAUCUCUAUCCAGUUGUUUCGUCAUUUUUUUCCUAUCAUGCGCAACAGCUAUCCAGUGUAGUGUGAACAUAGCCCUCGUGAUCAAACUCUCCUCAGAAAAUUUUCAAACGUCUGAUGUUAGAUCUAACGUUCAGCCUGUCCCUAGAAUCAUUGCUGGUCAGGUCUGAAUACAUCUCAUCAGCUUGACUACCCAUCUACAAAUCAUGGUGACUUGGCUAUGCUAUUUGGUUGCCACGCAAUGGGUCUUUCGCCCCACUUAACACUCAUUACUAUUUACACCCAUUGCUAUUUUAGGGUGUGAGCGUAAACGGGUUCUCUAUUUGUGUGAAAGAUAUCCAGGCCUUGGAAGAUACACAUGCUCCUGUGACCAUUCAGUUCAUUGCCCUAGGACGUGAGUACCUUUAGAUGCAGUUCCCAGCCAAAGUACAGACAUUUCGCACUCUUAUAUUUGAAUUAACAGCAGAUUAUUUAAAAGAUUUAAUAGAGAAAAUCAUAACGAUAGAGAAGAUUGCUUAUAAAUCAUUGACCAGAAUCUUGUUAUUGAGACGGAAUUCUGAAGAUAUUUUAUUGUAUUUGACUUGACAAAUGAAUCCGGAAUUCUGGGAUUUGGAAUCCGGAAUGCAACUCAAGGAAUACAGAAUCCAAGUUGCACUGAUAAAGAAUCUGAGAUCCAGUACCUGAAAUCCGAAAUCCAUCGCCUGGAAUCCCGAAUCCAAGACUGUCCUGGAUUCCCUUAACUGAGGCGAAACGACAGUUCUGAAAUAAAAAGGAGCGAUAAGUGUGAUUUGUUUUUGUCAAUCUAAGUUACAAAACUUGGUCCGGUAAGUCUGUGAUUCAUUCAAAUCUUAUUUUGCUUUCCUGGCAGAGCUUCAUCCUUGUGCUAAGAUUACUUGUCCUUUCUAUGCUUCGUGUAAUGCAAAGAAUGCCAAUGAGUACGAAUGCAUUUGUAACUUCACUUGCCCUUCGUUCGAAGAUUUCAUAUGCUCAGCUCAAGGUAUCACGUAUAACAACGAGUGCGAGUACAAGAGGGCUAUCUGUAUGAAUAAAAAGCACGUCGGCCUUGCUCAUCCGGGGAGCUGUAAACGUAAGUACAUAUAUCUCAUUGGACGAGUCACGCUGUAUUUUGACGAGCCCGUAGGGGGAGUCAAAACACGUGACACGAGUAAAAAAUAUCCCAUGAUACUACACACUAAACCGUCUAAUAAUAGAUUUAUUAUUCAACUCGAGGGGCACUAAAUAGAAUGCAGUAAAUGUGCACGCCUGACGUCUUUUAAUGAGAACGCGUGACAGACUGACGUGACUGCAGUGUAAGUCCAGUUUUUAUGCGCCUUAUACCAGACGUUGUUGCUGAUUGGUCAGAAAUGAAAACUUGCACUCUACUGAGUGAAGGUGAUUACUAAAUUAAUGUAUCAAGUAAUUUCCACUCAGAGAUGUUUAGAGAGAGAGAGAGAGAGAGAGAGAGAGGGUUAUUCAAUUAAGAGGCAGAUCAUAGGCCUAGCUCAUUGCUCUAUAACGAUCUGCGGCAGUCUGGGACACUAUCAGUCGCUGUUCGUGUUCUUACAAUCCAAGACAUCACAUCAAAGAGAAAUAUUCCCAUUUAACUUAGAAACGCAGACGAAGCCAGCUUUUUAGUGGAAUUUGGUGGAGAAGUGGCACUUAGCAUUUGGCUUUGAUUCGGCACGGUGCAGUCCUCGAUCUAGCCUGUGCCAGGCUUUAAUUCAGGUAUUAAGGACGUCGAGGAAAUAAAACAAGCCGAGCAAAUAUAAGACAUGCCCGAUCUGGAGAAAGGAGCGGUGGCAGUAAAAGAUGAGAGAGAGAGCCUCCGCGACUGCUCGCCUACACAUUACCAUCUAAGGGCCUGAAAAGAAAAGAAAAGGCUAUCGAUGAUCUAGCCCGCGUAGCAGGCGUCGAAAGGGCCGGGUUAGGGGAUUGGGAGGAAGGGAAAAAAAAAGGGGGUGGGGGGGUAUUGUGCAGAGAGGGUAAGAGACUCCCUUCCCUUUUCCCUCCAAUUGGCGCUUUUCGCCCGUUCCCCUCCCCUUUUUGCGCCUGCCACUCAUGCAGUAUCGACGAUCGUGUUUCAUGUCAUCCGGACGUUAGCUAGUCAGUUAGUAAGUUGGUAAGUUAGCCCUAAAGUUCUCCAAAUUGCAUGAGAAUAACGAUGGAAUUUGUUUUUCUUUCAGCUUUUGUUUCCCAGCGUGGAUUUGCUGCCUUGGAUAUGUCCUCCGACGAGUUGAAAUGCAGUGAUAUAUCUUACAACUCCAGUGAAUUUUACUCUGUUCAACCUGUUCACGUUUUUUUGUCUAUAAACCACGGAGGACAAACCAAUGGCUUGGUCCACGAUGUACGAAUGAAAUACAUAACGAAAUUACAGUGAAAUUUCUGUCAAGAAAUUAAAACACCUUGUAGGCUCGAUUACCAGCCGCUGUUUGGGAAAUGAGCCCUUGAGCUUGAGAUUUGUGUGGUCUUCAGAUUUUCUCGAUUUGUGGCACUCCUUUUUCUCUACGAAUUUCUGUGCAGUAACUAAUUUUUAAACAAAUGCAACUCCACCGAUUAUUUUAUUCUCUCAACUUUCUCUCUCCUGGUUUUAAGGCUGUGAACACUUGGGUAGAGGACGUCGGUGAAGGAAAGUUAACAGCGUGCGCAAUGAAAUCAGGACGCCUUGAACACGAUGGACCCGUCCCUUCUGAUUAUGGCUUAGCCAGUGUGGACUGGGUCGCAUUCCAAGGUGCACCCCGCGGAGGCAUGGUGGGUACAGAACCAAUAGAUGACUGGUGGGAAGGAACAACUUGCAAACUUGUCAUGCUCCCCCCGGUGAGACGUUUAGUAUGGUUUUAACCCUUUAAACCCCAAUGGUGAACAACAUCAAUUUUCUCCCAACAACAUACACACCUUGUCACGCGAUAAGGUUAUGAGAAUUAAUGAAAUUAUCACUAAGGGGAAAAUGCUUUGAUCUAUUUUUUCAAAUUCUCUCAACUACUUCUUUAAAGAAAUGUAUAGAGAUCAGUUUAGAGAAUUGGUAUGUUGAUAUUGGGGCUUAAAUGGUUAAUAAAGUGGUUAUUGUGGAACCCGGUUAAAACGGACACUAAUCAAUAGGCAGGCGCAAACAAAGAUAAGAGAGAAAGAAAUAAUUGAAAGAGAAGCAACAGUUAAUGACCCCGACAAACAAACUAUUAGUCAAUCACUGCUCAGGUUUUCAUUCGAAAUGGAUUUGCACGAAGGAACUAGAGACUACGUUCUAGACGAAACGUAUCCUAGCAAAUAUAUAUCGACAUUUCAUUACGCCUGUUUUAUUCUAGGGCCGUUUUUCAGCGAUUCCGUCAGUGCUGCUUACAGCCAAGCAUGUCGCCCUUAAGCGUAAAAAAGACGCGGCAACUCUUUUUACGGAGGACAUCACUAGAACGUCGUUUCAGAUAUGCAUCCGGGAACUGCAGAAUUUUGACGGAUUUCAUAGAAAUAUCAGUGUGGUAAGAACAACUCCUUUGAAUUUCAUGAUGAUUAGUAGUAGAAAGCGCGAGUGAUUUGUUUUCUCGUCUGUUUUUGAAUUGUAGAGUUGGAUGGCUUACGAAUAUCUUCCCCGACAGACGUUCGCCGAAUAUGAUAACAUUUAUUUUGCGAAUGGAAAAUCCCUCAAGAACUCCGAUAACCACGCGUUUUGUAAGGUACGACAGAGAAUACAAUAAGGCGUUUGUAUCUAUUUGUGAUUGAUCAAUAGAAUAAUGAAUUGCUUAACUCUUAACUUAUUUUAAUGUAAAGCGAAAAAAAAGAGAAGGGGAAGUCUGUGGGGACUUAUUGUUAUCAACUCCAAACGAGAAGCUGCUAUUUUCUUCCUUAAAAACACCCUGAUGUUGAUGGUUACUAUAGUUUCGAGAUAUGAUGUCACCAAUAGAAUGACCUAGCUCAUUCUCUUGACGUCACAAGUUCCAUGGCGAAAUAUUUAGGAAUUGCUACCGAAAGUCGCAAAAUGUUUAAUAACAUGAUAUUUUUCAGUUCUAAACCAUCUAAUGAGGUCAAGGGAGAGAUGAGGUAUAUUUGACGUUUAAUUCGUAAAGGCUUCAAGAUCAAAGAAGUGUAUUUUGAAACACUUCAUUUUAUAUUACAUUAGUGUUUGAAAAAGUCUAUAUUCUGUCACACAGGAGGUUACAUUCAAGGUGAAUUACAUGAAGAAACCAGCAGUAAUGAUCAGUGCUACACAUAACUCAUCCUCUGGAUUGCUUCCCGAUUUCAACGGUAUUACGUCAUGGAUAGAAGUAUGAAGAUCAAUGGCCCUUACGCAUGAUUACCUCAGAAGAGCAAAUUUCCUCACCAAGUCGAUCUCUUUUGAAGAUGGUGCAUUUAAUUCUUUGCAAUUGCACUGUCUGGCGUGGUUUAUUCUUGGGAAUAAAUUUGCAUGAUAAAACUUUGCUGAUUUUUAAUUUCAAAACGAGGCUUGAUGAAAUUUGCUCAUGUUACGUCAACAUGCAUAAGGAAUAUUAGUAUAUUGAUCAUGCAUGAUUAUUUUUUUUUAGGAGAGAGAGCCUUGGCACUACGUUGAAUAAUCAGUCAUGCAAUAACACGCGAUAUAGGAAAAAGCCUGAGUUCCAAUAAUGACCGAGCGCGCAGCGCGAGGUUAUAAUUUUUAAGAAAGCUGAGGAUCGAGCGAGGGCAUUAUUCAAUUUAAUGCAUCUUCUAUUGUUUUAUAAUUAGAACCAGCAGGUCGUCAUCGCGACCAAUGAAGUGGAACAGUACAGGUUAUUAUUCCUAAUAAUGACCUCUGUUGCAUCUCAGUGACCUGCUCUUAGCUUCUAUUUGUUGAAAAUAAUAACCUGACGUGUUCAAAACAAUGGAAAGGUGCAUUACAAAGCUGUAUUAUAAAGUUUAUAUAGUCAAACCUGGUUAAUACAGACACUGAAUGGGCCGUAUUGACGGGUGUCCGUAUUAAGCGGGUUGAUUUAGAGAAAAUGUAAGGGCUUUCUUUUCCCAGGGAUAAAGCAAAUCGUACGUAAUAAUGAGGUGUCCGUAUUAAGUGAGUGUCCGUAAAGCGGGGUUUGACUGAAUUAUUAUUAUUAUUAUCAUUAAUAUUAUUGUUAUUAUUAUUAACAAUUUCAUUUUUUUUACUAUUAUUAUUAUUCGAAUGUUUUGUUUUUCUCGUGGCAAAUAUGUCGCAAAGAGGUUAAAAGUGAGAAAUAUUUUAAUACUGGGGUAAAGAUGGUAAAUGCCACAUUUGCGUACAAGCUAACACGGGAUUGUAAAUAACAAGGCAAAUGGGCAUUAGCUAUCUUUGCCCCAAAUUUACUCUCCAGUUUUUACAUUUUUGAGACAUAUUUAGUGCGAUGAGCAAAUUUUUACAAAUCCAUUUUCGUUCCAAUACAGGAGCCGAUUAUAUACUAACAAUAUCAAUCCAAUAACAUCAAUUGGUAAAAUCCAACUAGUGGUCUAUUAUCAAUGCUGGGUUCUGAUUGGUUGAGCUACUACUAGGCUGUAUGCUAUAGCCCAUUAGUAACGAAAAGCCCCGGCAGUUUGGUGCGCAAAAAAUGAUUAAAGUGUAGCUUUAGUUAGCUUAAGUUGUUGUGUCUCGAUAUUUUUGACCAACUAGUUGACUCGUGGCCUCUGAGUCAAUAGCCCAUGACUGCCGAAGGCCGAAUGGGCUAUUAACGCAGAGCCAAGAGAGGAUUAAGGGGACAGAGAAGGCAUCCCCCAUAUGCACCCUAUUCCAUAGGUAAUUCGUCUCGAGUUAUUUUUAAGACCACAGAUCCCAAGGGAGAUGAGACAACAGCCAAUCACACAGCGCGAAUGUGUUCCGCCUGGAUGACCCACGCUCAGAGCCACACGUCCUUCACGAAUAUACGCAGAACUAAAUGGAGGAAGACGCGGAAAGCGAUAUUGCUAUUCGUUUUGUCGACGAAAACGACUACAGAGAGAUUUCUGCUAAAGCUGUGUCAGCGAAACGGAAAAUAAAAAAAGAAUCGCCCUUCCUCUCUUGUAACACCCUGAAUAUUCUCUCAGGAUUGUUUAUAAUUUACAGUUUUAAGGGAGCAAUUUCUGGUUUGAUAUUUAUUCUUUUAUUAGUCUCUUAUUAUUCAACAAAAAUAACACUUGCCGUCCUACUUGCUUUAUUGUACCAACGACUGGUUUCAAUAGACCGGCGAAAUUUCUCAUUUUAUUAAAGCACUGAGGUUACGACAACUUCGAGUUAAACUGAUUUCACGGGUUGUCAAAGAGUCUAGCGAUUCCCUUUUCCCAGAUGAGCACCGACUCAUUUCGCUUCAAUAUUCAGAAAUGCUCUCGAUCUCUUUACGCUUUCAUUGCCUUUCGCCCGACAUGUUUUGCACGGCGUUCAGUCAUGCGAAACCUCCACGAAACAUCCAAGCAUCGCGCUAGGUAACUUUAUCCCGAUUCUAAAAAUAACUCGAGACGAAUUACCUAUGGAAUAGGGUGUGUAUGGGGGAUGCCUUCUCUGUCCCCUUUAUCCUCUCUUGCUCAGAGCCCAUUCGGGCUCGAGCAAUAAUUGUGAAAUACUAGGUUUAUAUUUCACAAUAUAACACUUUAAAGCCCGAUUAGCACAUCGAUUUAUUAUAUUUUAAAAAUAAUUUUCUGUUAAUUUCAUUUAUUAAUCUUUCGGAUUUUGCCUCCCAGAAUAUUGACAACGAAGGGUUCAAGGUUUGCAUGAAAGAACUUCAUCUCAAAUCUGUUUAUGAUCCUGUCGUGAUCACGUGGGUCACAAUUCCAGGUAGAUAAGAACUUAGCUUAUGUAUCGCUUUAUUUUCGCUUAGAAAGUUUUCUCUGACUAGUUAUUUUCUUGAUGGGGUAAACAGAAAAAUAUGGCAGUUUUUCCUUGACUAUUCAUUUUUUAACACUAAAAGUUAAUUGUUUAUUUAGUCAGUCAUAUUUUCUGCCUUCAACGAAUAAUUCAGUCAGUUUGUUUUAAGCGUACCCAGACUUACGAAGGGGAUAAUAACUUUCUGGGCUACAUAUUUUUCUCUCAAGGCACACCCUAGAAAUUCCAAAACUAUUUUUUUUAGGCAAUUACCUCGCUUGCUUUCUAAACUGUUUAGAUUUUAAGUUAAUUUUAUUUUUAAGUCAGGGUAAAUUAUAAAGAUGAAAAAAAUCUUCUCUAUCCCCUUAAUAGCGAUCGUUUCUCAAUAAGCGGGUGCGAUUAAGAAAAUCAAUUCCGCCAAAGUAAAUCGAAAUUACAUUCGUGUCUUCGACUUAUUGGUAAAAUCCCUCAACUCCACUCAGUACAGUUGACCACACGUUGUGGCUAUCGCCUGAUGGCGACAAUCUUAUCAUGUGUAAACACUCUGUUUGAUUAGUUCCUACUGGUCGGAGGCUUGGUUUAAAAUGAACUCAUGAGGCUAAUAGAUGUCUUGUUGUUUCAGAAUGCAAUUCACCGUUAGGUGUUGGAAUGUCAGAUAAACGUCGAAUCACAGGGGAUCAGAUGACGGCUUCUUCUCAGAUAAGCAGCAUGUAUGAAGCCAGACUGGGCAGGCUGAACAACAGGGCGUUCCCUGGAGUUCACAUGGGGGCCUGGUGCCCUUUAAACAACACCGGUUAA
This is a messenger RNA of Porites lobata, 12577 nucleotides long. The record is from the annotation of a GenBank genome assembly. NCBI's taxonomy places the organism in Eukaryota, Metazoa, Cnidaria, Anthozoa, Scleractinia, Poritidae.